Tupaia belangeri chinensis (Chinese tree shrew) is the source of this 1991-nucleotide messenger RNA. It is a transcript of the gene ORAI3, whose product is annotated as ORAI calcium release-activated calcium modulator 3. Lineage: Eukaryota; Metazoa; Chordata; Mammalia; Scandentia; Tupaiidae. Gene Ontology annotation, molecular function: store-operated calcium channel activity. The transcript is spliced from 2 exons. The record is from RefSeq and is a predicted model, not a curated record. Gene Ontology annotation, biological process: store-operated calcium entry. The coding region runs from base 215 to 1111 and encodes 298 amino acids. Gene Ontology annotation, cellular component: membrane.
GCUGUCCCGCUUCGGCCCUUGGGACUUCCCCGCAGACGCCUGCUCUUCCCGCUCCGCUGGGGCCGCCUCUUCCUGGGCGCCCGCCGCCCGCAUCUCGGCUUACCGGGCCGGGGGGAUGAGGCCUCCCCCCGGCUUGGGCCAGCCCUUCUGGGGCCCCCGGGGCGCCUCGGUCCCGCGGUGACUGCCCGGCGCGCCUGGUGCCUCCGCCCCCAGGAUGAAGGGCGGCGAGGGGGACGCGGGCGAGCAGGCCCCGCUGAACCCGGAGGCCGAGAGCCCGGCAGGCUCGGCCACGUACCGAGAGUUCGUGCACCGCGGCUACCUGGACCUCAUGGGGGCCAGUCAGCACUCGCUGCGGGCGCUCAGCUGGCGCCGCCUCUACCUCAGCCGGGCCAAGCUCAAAGCCUCCAGCCGUACGUCUGCCCUGCUCUCGGGCUUCGCCAUGGUGGCCAUGGUGGAGGUACAGCUGGAAAGCAACCACGAAUACCCUCCAGGCCUGCUGGUGGCCUUCAGCGCCUGCACCACCGUGCUAGUGGCUGUGCACCUCUUUGCACUCAUGGUCUCCACGUGUCUGCUGCCCCACAUUGAGGCUGUGAGCAACAUCCACAACCUCAACUCCGUCCACCAGUCACCACACCAGCGUCUCCACCGCUAUGUGGAGUUGGCCUGGGGCUUCUCCACUGCCUUGGGCACCUUUCUCUUCCUUGCUGAAGUUGUCCUGGUUGGCUGGGUCAAGUUUGUACCCAUUGGGGCCCCCUCAAACACACGGGCCCCAGGGAUAACCACAUCCCAGGUGCCUGGAACUCUGUCACCAGUGGCCCCCUCCUUUAUUCCAGCUUCCAAUCUCCCACCAUCCUCUGCUUCUGUAGUCCCAUCACAGGCUGAGCCAUCUGGGGCCUGCCCACCCCGGCAAGCAUGUGGUGGUGGUGAUGGGGGCCAUGGUCCAGGCUGGCAAGCAGCCAUGGCCUCCACAGCAAUUAUGGUACCUGUGGGGCUUGUGUUUGUGGCCUUUGCCUUGCAUUUCUACCGUUCCUUGGUGACACACAAGACAGACCGCCAUAAGCAGGAGCUGGAGGAGCUGAGUCGCCUGCAGGGGGAGCUGCAGGCUGUGUGAGGCUGGUGUUAGCCUCUGCUGCAAGCACUGCCUCCCUCAGGGGCCUGCAACAGGCCCCAGGGGGCUACAGACCUCAUUCCCUGCCCCUAGCUGAAGCCACUUCCUGUGGCCACUCUCAGGUAGAGGUUAGACUCCUAGCUGCAGAAUCCUUUGGGCAGCUCCCACAUUCCCAAGGAUUUCACAUCGGUCUUUCCCAUGAGUUUUGUAAGUUCCAUUCUGUGCCUGGGAUGGGAGGAAAUAGAUGGUCCUUAGUCCCAAGGAUCAUGUGGUAGAGAAAGGAGAGGCAGGAAGAACCUGGGGGGCUUUGGUGCUGACCCUUGGCUGCUUGCUCCUCUACAGGAUGUUGAGGUCACAAGCCCACACGGCUAUCCCAGAGACAGUCAUCCCUUAAUUUUUUCCCCCUAGAAUCUAUUUUACGGUUGGCAUUUUUGGAAAGUUUUUCCUUAAUCCCCAGACUUUGAUGGUUCCACAUUCUUGCUUCAGUUGCUGUAGAGGGAAUUGGGUGUUUCUACUUCAGGUACAUAAGUUUAGCCUUUCCUAGGGGUAACCUCCCUAUUUGGGGAUCUCCAUGUUUUUCAAGCCCUAUCCGUCCACACCACUGUUGAUAAUCAUGACCACACGUGAAGAGGCAGUGCCUGCCCCAUAGCCCUAGGCCCACACUUAGGUAUCUACAUCUGGUUUCCACUCUCCUGGGCCAGGGCUAGGGGUGGGGGUGGGGUCUUUGAACUGAAGACCUGUGUGCCCAGCCUGACACCUUAGCAAGGCUGGGUGAGGAGGUUUUAAGGGAGAAGGUCUGGUGUCUAGCUCUUGGAAUGUCGAUCUUUUCUGACACUGAAUUUUUAAUGCACCUUGUUUUGUAUAAUAAAUUGUGUUUCACAGA